GGGAGGAGGGAGUGGGAUGCUGGGCGAGCUGGUGGCUGGGGCAACGGGGGGGCUCGUCCUCAUCGAGGACACCAUUGAGUGCGAGGGCCGCAGCCUGCUCAAGACCUUUGUGGCAGCUUCAGCGCACAGGGGGGAAUCCGUCCACGUUUUCGGCUUUGAAAUCCCCGAGGAAGAGUUCCGGGCCGGGUUUGACCCCGAUGUGACUGUGCGGUUGCUAUACCAGGAUGGCUUCACAGAUCCCCUGCGCUGGACCGGGGAGGCCGGGGGCUUCAGCGGGGAGGAGUUCACAGCGCUGGGAGUCUCGGGGCAACUGGCCAGGGGACCCGCGGGACCUGCCACCGUCGUCCUGGACUCGCUCAGCUGGCUUCUGCUGCGCCAGCCUCUGCCCGCCGUCUGCCAGGCGCUGGGACGGAUCCCGAUGGCGGCUGCCAGCGCAGGCCUGCGUGUGACGAGGAUCCUGGCCUUGCUGCAUGGCGACCUGCACCCGCCGGGCCUGGUGGAGACCCUCCGCUCCCUGGCUCGAGCCGUGGUGGGGGUGGGGCCAGCCCCUGAGGGCGUGGGGAGUGGGGGGGAUGCCCCCCGGCUGGCCUCCAUGCUCCAGCGUAAGGAGACCGGGAAGGUCCUCGAGAAGGUGGGGGAAGGCAGGCGGAGACGGGAGGAGGCCCUCGCGGCUGGCCCGGGAGUCACGUCCUGGUGCCCCCGGGGCCGGCGCCAGACCCGUGGGGCGGGGGAAUCCGUGCCCUUGCCAAGGGAUGACAGGUGCUGGGGGCUGUUUGAGACGGGAAAGCAGGUGAUCCAGUACCAGACGGUUCGCUAUGACGUGCUCCCUCUGUCCCCGGCCGCACGCAACCGGCUCAACCAGGUGAAGCGGAAGGUCUUGGUGCUGGACCUGGAUGAGACGUUGAUCCACUCCCACCAUGAUGGGGUGAUGCGACCCACGGUGCGUCCCGGGACCCCUCCCGACUUCAUCCUCAAGGUUGUGAUAGACAAACACCCCGUCCGCUUUUUUGUACAUAAGAGGCCGCAUGUGGAUUUUUUCCUAGAAGUGGUGAGCCAGUGGUACGAGCUGGUGGUGUUCACGGCCAGCAUGGAGAUCUACGGCUCCGCGGUGGCUGACAAACUGGACAACAACCGGAGUAUCCUUAAGAGAAGGUAUUACCGGCAGCACUGCACUUUGGAGCUGGGCAGCUACAUCAAGGACCUGUCGGUGGUGCACAGCGACCUGUCGAGUGUCGUCAUCCUGGACAACUCGCCGGGCGCCUACCGGAGCCAUCCAGACAACGCCAUCCCCAUCAAGUCGUGGUUCAGCGACCCCAGCGACACCGCCCUGCUCAACCUGCUACCCAUGCUGGAUGCCCUGAGGUUCACAGCAGAUGUGCGGUCGGUGCUGAGCCGGAACCUCCAUCAGCAUCGCCUCUGGUGACGUCAGCACCUCCUUUCUUCGGGCGGGGGCCCCUGACCUCCGCCGGAUCCCACCUCUGCCACCACCACAGUGUGGACUCCGCCAUCGUUUUCUGAACUCUGGAGAAGAGCGGGGGGGUAUGCCCCCCAAUUCCCCACCAACAAAUGACUCUCCCCCCAGCCCCCAUGCCAAGAAUGGGCGGGGACUGACUCGGAGGGCGGAGCUUAUCCGGCAGCUGGACAAAGAAAGGGGGUGUGCAACUCUACGGCGCGCGGAUGGACGUGUCCGAUCAGGCUGGGGGGGUCUGGUUUUACAAGACCCCUGCCCCUCUCGGCCUUGUACAAAGACCUCAUUUUUUCUUUUCGUUUCCUUUUUCGUUCUGUUCUUCCCUCCACUCCUCCCCGGGCUGGAGCCGCUCGAUUUUUUUUUUGGCCCGGGGGAGGUCUUGGGGCUCGGAUGACCCUUCUCUGUUGGUUUCUUUCCUCGGACUCUGGGGGGGAAGGAAAACCCGGGAGAGAAAUUAUAGCCGCUGAGCAAGGCCAGAA
Molecule: messenger RNA, 1947 nt
Organism: Trachemys scripta elegans
Lineage: Eukaryota; Metazoa; Chordata; Testudines; Emydidae
Gene: CTDNEP1
Product: CTD nuclear envelope phosphatase 1
Exons: 13
Coding region: 17-1423 (468 amino acids)
Biological process (GO): tRNA wobble uridine modification
Cellular component (GO): elongator holoenzyme complex
Molecular function (GO): protein serine/threonine phosphatase activity
Source: RefSeq, a predicted model, not a curated record